AGUCGGUUAGUUUAUGUCCAGAGGCUCGCUCAGGUGAAGGCGGCGGGAUAUUGAAGCUAAAUCCCCCGCGACCGUUGGGGAGUCACAGUCUCCCGCGCCUUUUGAAGGUUUGAAGUUAAAUGUCCGCCGAGGAUGUUAUUGGGGCGCGCGUGUGAGACUCCGUCGUAGUAGUUUGAUACUCAUCGCGCGGUGCGGACGUGGGCUAGUGCUGGUGACACACUCCGAGCCAUUACACCCUUACACGAUGAUAUCUUAUUCGCUCGAUACGCCAUACUCGCCCACGAAAGCGGCGGACAUCAGAAUGUUCUUCAAGAAGCCCUCAGCUAGGAGGGCGUUGUCUGAACUUGGCAUCAACGACACGAAAGCAAACCUGAAGAUGGCAGACACCCUUUUCACCAUCACCGCCGAGCAGUUCAUAAAGAAAUGGAACUUUGAUCCCAUACGUUGCCGCCCCCUGCCCUCAGGACGCUACCAGUGGACGCCAGCAAAAUCCGCCGCCAGAAAAAAUCGCCUGAAUCAAGAAGACCUCACGCGGGAAACAUCACCCAGCGAGGAUGUACUCGAUGACCCACUAACAUCAGACCCUGAAGAUGUGGGGGAGGUCAGCAAACGCCUUGGUUACCUGAUCGAGGAUCACCACUACCUGGGGGAGAACGUGGAGGAGGGGAGAAGAUGUUGUGAGGAGGAGGCGUGUGAGCUGUACACCACGGCCCUGCCCACCCUCCACCACCACCUGCCACACUCCCCACGCAACACUCACAAGUCUUCACACUCGCACACGCCUAGGACUAAACAGUGUAAAAUCACUGACUAUGGGCGACAGAGGAAGCGGCUACACUCCUGCUCCAAGUGUGAGGAGGGUGAGAGUGAGGUAACCACACCCAGGAAGAAGUUGGCCCUGUCACCCACCAAGCCCUCCAAGUAAUGGUCUUCACCACCUGUCUGGACCAAGAUGAUAACAGGAUGUUUUAAGGCUGUUUGUGAGGGCCUUCCUGGAAUAUCAAAGAGUUUUUAGGCAUUUAUAUGAUAUUAAAAGCUCUUUUGAUUGCUUUUGUGGGACAAUGGAUGACUUAAGAGUUCCAAGUUCUUUAGGGCUCUUUCAAGAGCCCUUUGACCGGCUGAAAAGGUUUUAGUGGGGGAAUGCAGUAGAUCUUUUGCUUGAAUGGCAAAGGUCUGAUGAAGCUUCGAUGUACUUCUGGAAACCGAAAAAUAGUUUUUGGAUGGACUUCUUUUGAGUUCUCAAGAGAUAUUAUUUGUGGGUCUUGAAGAGCCCCCCUUUGAUUCCUUAAGAGUGUCCUCCAAGGAUGUCUGAUUAUCUUUCAGACUGUUGGGAAGGUCUCUUCAGGAACAGUAUGGAACUCAGUCAUCUGAAGCAUCUGGAUAUAUCUUCGAGAUGUUGCUAAGUUUCUUCACAGCUGUCUGAAGAUCUUGACCAAAUUCAGGUCCUCUAGAAUGGCUGUUAAAAAAAGUCAUUUCUUAUAUGAAGGUGGGACUUAUAUCAGUCGAUUGUCUAAAUGAAUAAUAUGGAAUGUUUUAGAAUUCUUAUGUAAACAUCAGACUGCAAGUGAGAAACUUUCAGUAACUUCUCUUCGACUGUUGACGUAUGUUUUCCUAAGAUAUAUGUAAUAAUUUUAGUGCAAAUUUUUAACAAAAUGUCAGACUUAUUGUGCCGUAAGAGUCUGUUAAACUAGUGAGACACGUUAUUAAAUAUGUUGAUAUAUUUGUACAGACUUUUCGCUGUGAAUUGUCAGAAUUCUUGAGUCCUGGUAAAUAUCAGAGUACCUACAGUGUAAGGGAGCAGUUGUUAAGUGUUGGCACAAGACUAUUGUGAAAAUAUUGAGAAGCUCAGCAACCAGAGUCGUAAAUGGUUCAGGAGAUAUUUAUAAAUGAUAUUUAAUAUAUUGUGUUCAGUUAUUAGAUUAGGCCUUCAGUAGGCUAUGAUUAUAUAGUACAGUACAGUAGUCUUUUUCUUAGGAUAGUCUUUAUUAAGGCUAGUCUGCUAAGACUCCUGAUUUAAGUUAACCUUUAUGAAGGCUAGUCUUUGCAAAGGUUAAUGUUUGUUUGGGUUAGCUCUCAGAGGCUAGUUUUUGCUGAAGUUUAGCUCUGUGUUUAUUCCUUUUGUGUAGAGUCUUGCUGAAAAAUUUCUGUUCAGUAUCACUGAGGAAGUUUUUAUUGAACAUUUGUUCACAAUCACUAGAAUUCAAAUUUUCCCGAAUGUGCCAAAUGGGAGAAAGUUCAUCCUCGUAAAGUUAAAAUGUCACGGCCUGAAAGGUUUGGCAGUCGUAAACUAUUGUUGUUGUUAUUACUGUGAGGGGAUGUUAUUUGUGAGGAUUUAACCAUCACAGAAUUCAUGCUGAGAUUAAAGUGUUAUACAGUUGAAAAUCUUUUAUAAAUUCAGGUAAAAAUGAUGAAGCAUUAGACUCUGCACACUUGUUGUCAUCAGUAAAGUCUUGAAGUGUCAUAUACUUUCUAUGAUUUUUAUGGAUUUUUAUUUUUUAACUGACGAGACCUUAGCAACUUCAAGUACAGUACAGUAUAUUUAGUACUGUACUGGCAUUGUUUAGAAAGGAGAGCCUUAUGGACACAGAAAGUUGAUGACAUUUGAAGAUAAUAAUAGAAUGUUAUUAUAUACAGUCGACAUAUCAGGUCUAUGCUGAUCUGAUAUGGUGGACAGACAUAAGUACAUCUUUUUUUAAAUGUUCUGUUGCCAUUUAUUAUUUUAUAAUUAAUUAAAUGUCUUUCAUUGCUCUCUGGGUAAUAGUUCUAAUACAUUAAUCUCUCAACAUCUUUAAAACAGUGAUAUUAUUUUACAACCAUGCAGAAUUCUCCCAUAAAUAUUUCAAACAUUGUCUUUAUGUGUAAAUACAAAUGUAUUGAAUUAUUUGUGGGGGAACAUUCUGCUUGGGACAUCCUGCUGUGUUUGUGCAGGAAAUGGUGAAUUUGAUAUAAAGAGAUUGACACCAAUUUGAGUUUACUACACAACACAUAUGAUCUUAGAUAAUGUGCAAUGUUUACCACAGUGAGCAAAAGUAGGCUAGUCAUCUUAUAUUUAUUUGUAUUUUUAAGGUCUAGUUUUUAAUGUAACAUCAAAAGUUUAUUUGUUAAACUUGUGUGAUCAUAAUGAGUUGUGCAUCUUGCCUAAACCUUUCACUAGAAUUAUUUAUAACUUCUGUUGGAAUUCAAAACACCCAUUUAGGUUAGAAUGUGGACAAGUGGAUAUUCCUUGUAGAGUUCCAGUUGACUGUUGGUAAAGUCUCAUGGUACUGUUUUAGUAUAGAGUGAUACAUAAGUUUGAACAGGGGAGGAAUACUUAACAUUCAAUGGUCACACUUAGAUCUUAAGUUGAAAAUAUAACCUAUUUAACCUUAUAUUGAUGUUAAUUCCCAGUGUAGACAAUAAAAGAUUCUAAUUAUGAGAAUCUUCUAUAUAUAUAUAUAUUUUUUUUUUAUUGGUGAUAAAUUCCAAAUCAGGAUCACUGAAAUAGCUGGUAUGUAAAAUAUAUGUGUACAGAUAGUUAGUUAUCACUGUACAAUUUGAUGACAGACUUAAUGGCCAUCAGUGGUUCAGAUGUGGUCUUUAUUACUGAUACAAGGAUCGUGAUUGACUCUGUUCAUUGUGAAGCAUGUGAUGUGUCCUUUAGUUUCUUAACAUAAAGUUUCAUUAGUAGUCAUCCAUUUAAAGUUGAAUCAAUACUCAUAGUAGUUACUGAGACAGUUCUCAGUAAGUCUAAUUCCUGCUUUUAUCUUUAUUUUACUAGUUUUCCAUUUCAUUUUAUUAUUUAUUUUAUUUAUAUAUUUUUUUACGAACUCACAAAACUCACAAUCAUUCCCUCGUGACUUCAUAAUGGGAAGAACAAUUACACCUGAAAUCCAUGAUCUCAUGUUAUACUUGUACAACUAUAUGUUCUUUAGGGUGAGGGGGGAGAAGUGUUAAUGUAGAGUAUUAGUGUAAGAUACUACUGUAGCCUAGCAGACCAGGGGGGAGGGAGGGUGGGGGGGGG
This is a messenger RNA of Homarus americanus (American lobster), 4000 nucleotides long. RefSeq lists its product as uncharacterized. NCBI's taxonomy places the organism in Eukaryota, Metazoa, Arthropoda, Malacostraca, Decapoda, Nephropidae. Bases 245 to 925 code for a protein of 226 amino acids. Gene Ontology annotation, biological process: regulation of cell cycle. The record is from RefSeq and is a predicted model, not a curated record. Gene Ontology annotation, molecular function: cyclin-dependent protein serine/threonine kinase inhibitor activity. The transcript is spliced from 2 exons. Gene Ontology annotation, cellular component: nucleus.